CAAUUACUUAGAUAACGACGCGACUUAGCAAGAAAUAGGUACUUCAAUUAUAGAUAUAAAAUUCGAACUUCGUUUAUACAAAAAUGAAUUUUGUUUUAUCAAUAUUAUAUUGUGGGUAUAUACAAAAUGAAGGUGUCCUUACUACUCCUUCUUGUGGUUUCAAGUGUAUAUUCUACACCAGAUUCCUUACCGUUUCCUGAAGGAUUUUUGUUUGGUGUAUCAACUGCCGCAUAUCAAGUAGAAGGAGGCUGGAAUCAAGAUGGAAAGGGGGAAAACAUCUGGGAUCAUCAGCUUCACACAAACUCGAAUAUCACUAUUGAUCAUUCAAAUGGUGAUGUUGCCUGUGACUCUUACAAUCGUAUUAAACGAGAUGUGGACAUUUUAAACAACUUAGAUGUGGAUCACUACAGAUUUUCCAUUUCGUGGUCACGAAUUUUACCCACAGGUUUGGAUGACAAUAUCAACGAAGCUGGUGUUAACUAUUAUAAAAAAUUAAUCAACGAACUUAAAAUAGUAGGUAUCCAACCUAUGGUGACUCUCUUGCAUUUUGAUCUUCCCCAGAAACUUCAAGAUAUGGGAGGGUUCCUAAACGAAUCUAUAGUCGACUGGUUUGGAAACUAUUCAAGGGUUGCCUAUAGACUUUUUGGAGAUGAUGUUAAGUUUUGGAUCACGAUAAAUGAACCUCUGACAAUAUGUUAUUAUGGUUAUGGUACAGGAGCCGUCCCACCUUUUAUUCAGUCAGAAGGUAUUUUGGAGUAUCAGUGUUUACGCAACCUUCUUAAAGCUCAUGCUAGAGCUUACCAUGUCUACGCUGAAGAGUUUAGAAAUAAACAACAAGGAAAACUAUCUAUGUCCUUUAAUACAAACGCCUUUCUACCUGGAAGUGACAAUCCCAAAGAUAUCGAAGCCACGGAGAGAGUUCAGCAAUUUAAUCUUGGAGUCUAUGCUCACCCAAUUUUCGUUGGAGACUGGCCAGAAAUAGUAAAAACCCGAGUAGCCAUCCGCAGUAAAUUAGAAGGAAGAAAUGAAUCCCGUCUUCCAGCAUUCACACCAGAAGAAAUUGACUACAUCAAGGGAACUGCCGAUUUUCUUGGACUUAAUACUUACACCGCCCAGUUGGUACUCGAUACAGGCGAAGAACCUCCGCUAGGAGAUCAUCCUACAAAAGAACACGAUGCGUUGAUAACUACUUUCCAAGAUGAUAAAUGGGAAGAUACGAAUGUUCCCACGGUAAAGGUUGUUCCACAAAGCAUAAAACCUUUGUUAAAGUGGAUCAAAGACCAAUACAACAACCCUGGAGUAUUCAUUACAGAAAAUGGAUACCCAUCCCCAGCAGGAGAUAUGUAUUUGAAAGAUGACAGAAGAGUACACUACAUUGAGUCUUAUUUGAGGUAUAUAAGAGAAUCAAUGGAAGAAGAUGAAGUUUCUAUGCUGGGAUAUACAGUUUGGAGUCUGAUGGAUAAUUUUGAAUGGAUCUUCGGCUACACUGUGAAGUAUGGUUUAUAUGAUGUUGAUUUCACCAGUCCAGAUUUAACAAGGGCGGCAAAACCAUCAGCUCAAUACUAUAAGGAGGUUAUUUUAACUAGAUGUGCUACUAUCGUUGGCUGUUUUAAUGAUUAACUUGUGAAUGAUAUACAAUAACUAUGUUAUUAUUAAUAUGUUAAAUAAAAUUUUAAUUUUAA
Diabrotica virgifera virgifera (western corn rootworm) is the source of this 1682-nucleotide messenger RNA. Its product is annotated as myrosinase 1-like. Lineage: Eukaryota; Metazoa; Arthropoda; Insecta; Coleoptera; Chrysomelidae. Bases 127 to 1620 code for a protein of 497 amino acids. Gene Ontology annotation, molecular function: beta-glucosidase activity. Gene Ontology annotation, biological process: carbohydrate metabolic process. The transcript is spliced from 9 exons. The record is from RefSeq and is a predicted model, not a curated record.